GAGGUCCCGCAGCGCUCCUGAAUCUGAAGAGCUCCGACAGUCACAGAGGAGACCUGCUGGAUCUCAGAGACCAGGACCAAGAGCGGGAUGGAGGAGGACAACCAGGACCCGGAGCCCCGGAGCAACAACGUCCCCGGAGGACAAACAGCAGGCUCGAGCUCUGAUAGCACCGAUGUUCAGAAACUGAGAGGAAGAGAGGGAAUCAACCGCUGUCAUCACUGUGAUAAAUCCUUCUCAACAUCUGGAUCUUUAAAGAUUCAUCAGAGAAUUCACACUGGAGAGAAACCGUACAGAUGCGACCAGUGUGGGAAAACCUUCACUCGAUCAGGUGAACUAAAAGUCCACCAACGUGUUCACACUGGAGAGAGACCGUACAGGUGUGACCAAUGUGGUAAAGCUUUCACUGCAUCAGGUGAACUAAAAAAACAUAAACGUUUUCACACUGGAGAGAAACCGUACAGCUGUGACCAAUGCAGCGCAGCGUUCACUACAUCUGGUUGCCUAAAAAUCCACCGACGUGUUCACACUGGAGAGAAACCGUACAGUUGCGACCAAUGUGUGGCGGCGUUCACGACAUCUGGUUGCCUAAAAAUACACCAACGUGUUCACACUGGGGAAAAACCAUACAGCUGUGAUCAAUGUGGAAAAGCGUUCACAACAUCCGAUAAACUAAAAAUUCAUGGACGUGUUCACACUGGGGAGAAACCAUACUGGUGUGAGCAGUGUGGAAAAAAUAUCCCUACAUCAGCUGAACUAAAAAGGCACUGUCGUGUUCACACUGGAGAGAAACCGUACAGCUGUGGCCUGUGUGUGAAAGCUUUCACUACAUCAACUGACCUAGAAACCCACAAACGUGUUCACACUGGAGAGAAACCGUACUGCUGUGAUCAAUGUGGGAAAGCUUUCACUCAGAGUGGUUCCCUUAAACGUCACCAACGCAGUCACAGUGCUUCAUUUUAACUUUUUCAUCAUGCUACAGGAUUCUUCUCUACAAACUGAGUGAUAAACAACAAUAACUGUAUAUUUUUGAGCAGCACGUCAUGGCUACAAUAACAUACAUUCUACUGAGUAGGGCUGAACGAUUAAUUGCAUUUGCCAUAUUAUCGCAAUGUGAUAAAACCAGAUUUUCUAAUCACAAAGGCUGCGAUUACACUCUGGUCACAUGACACCCAAGACUAAACCAGUCUGCAGAGGAAGCAUCAAAUUUGCACGUUACGCUGUAACGUUGACUUGUUGUUGUACAAUGUAGCUGACACUACAGAAACUUAACUGUCACUCAGGGAAUGAAAGUAGCUCCUGCGGAUAACUUGGUGGUGGGUGAAAUCUUUGGGCCAUCCGCCGCUUUGACGGACAGAAAAAAAGACAGAAAAGAAAACGGAAAGACACGUGUAAACGUAUUACGGCGAUCUGCGCCUGCAUCACAUCACACACAGCCACCAGUCAGCUCAGGAAAUAUCUGUGAAACAGCAUUUCAAACCAAACUCACAAGUCUGAAAGUGGCCCAGUCUGUCAAGAGUGCGCUACUUAUCAGCAUCGGAGGCUGCGGGGGGGCUUUUAUGGCGUGUAUGAAAAUGUCAGCCUUAUUCUAUCAGCUCGGCUGACCUCGAAGUUAUCCAUCGAUCCUGCUUCGUUACAGCCCCUGAUUCACUUGGAUUUUCACUUUUAAGGAACAACUAUUCUCUCUAAGUAGUAGAGUUGAAUAUUUGUUCAUGAAUAGUAGUAAUAGUUUUUAUUCUACCUAUGUACUUUACUAUAAUAAAGUAUUAUUUUCCCACUGUCCAUUUAUUUGUGAAGUAUUUCCUUGAUUACGCGUUUCGUAACGAAAUGUUAAAAACUUGCCUAUUGCUGUUGAGAAAAGUCCAAGGUGAUUUCAUCAAGACACCUGCUUUGCCCAACCAAAACUUCAACCCUGGAUGGAUCAGCCUUCGUAAUCACCACAUGACCUCAGUAUGACACUGAGUCAAAUGAUAACAGGUGGAGAUGGUAACCUUUUUCUAUGUUCACAGAUGCUCUCUGGUGUCAGAUGUGAAUGUCCUCCUUGAUCUGUCUCCUGCUCGGUGACUGUUGUUGUCGAAGCGAAUUGAGCUCUGAAGCUUGAACCAAUGUGGAUUUUCUCUCGUGCUCUCUCAAAAUGCAGGCAUGCUGAGUAACGUUAGUGUGGAAUAAUCCAACACUCCUCUUUCUUUUAGCGGCUCUCUCUAAAUCUUGCUUGCUUCUCUCUCUCCUUUUCACUCUUCUGCUCUGUCUUGUUCUGUGUUAAAUAUUUAGGUAUUUCUCUUUCUCCUUAAGUCGUUAGCUGUUGUACUUAUUCAGCCGCACGUAAUCUGUGCAGACUGACCUGAGGUACCUAAGCGGUUACCAUCUCCACCUGAAUACAUCCACCUGUUAUCAUGUGACCGUGCUGGACUAGAGUCAUGUGAUGAGGAAGUUCAGUUUGUUUAAGAAGGCCAUGGGAUGUGGUCAAAAGCUCCAACAAAGAGGUAGUAUGUGAGGCUUGAGUUUAGACUCAUUUAUUACUAAAGUGUCUCGUCACACCCAAGUUUAUUACAGAUUUGUUCCCAAGGUCAAGAAUGAACCUCCACCAUUGCUGUUCUUGUGUUGCAGUUAAACGUAUUUUCAUUAAAUAAUCUGUAUUUUA
Messenger RNA from Micropterus dolomieu (smallmouth bass), 2638 nucleotides. Its product is annotated as zinc finger protein 239-like. Gene Ontology annotation, biological process: regulation of transcription by RNA polymerase II. Gene Ontology annotation, cellular component: nucleus. NCBI's taxonomy places the organism in Eukaryota, Metazoa, Chordata, Actinopteri, Centrarchiformes, Centrarchidae. Gene Ontology annotation, molecular function: DNA-binding transcription factor activity, RNA polymerase II-specific; RNA polymerase II transcription regulatory region sequence-specific DNA binding. The record is from RefSeq and is a predicted model, not a curated record. The transcript has 2 exons. The coding region runs from base 88 to 960 and encodes 290 amino acids.